AGGAGAAGGAAUCCUGCAGUGGAAGGAAGCCGACCUGGCGGGAUGGAGGGUCGGCCCAGGCCUGCGGGUUCCGGGUGGCUCCCGCGGGGCGGCCGCGGCCUCCGAGCAGCAGGGGGCGGGCUCGCCCAGGGUGGCGGCUCCGAACCGAGUGCCGGUGUCUUUCCGGCUGCACUGUGACCUCGGGCUGCGGGCUGCGUCGCCGGGCAUGGCGGCAUGGGGCCCGGCGUCCGCUGCGCCUCUGCUCCGCGGGAGCUACGGGCUCCCUGUGCUGCACUGUAUACACCGGAUGUUUGCCUCCCAGACUGAGGGGGAGCUCAAGGUGACCCAGAUUCUCAAAGAAAAGUUUCCCCGAGCCACAGCUAUCAAAGUCACGGACAUCUCAGGAGGCUGCGGGGCGAUGUACGAGAUUAAAAUUGAGUCAGAAGAAUUUAAAGAGAAGAGGACUGUCCAGCAGCACCAGAUGGUCAAUCAGUUAAAACCAGACCACAAAAAUGCUCAGGACACCUUUUAGCCACUCCCUGCCAGUGCUUCCGAAGGGCUACAGUCAACACCCAGCCGCUCGGCUCUCAGCUCUGGCACAAGGCACCACAAAGCUUGGGGACUCGGACUUGCCUUCAGCAUUGUCAUGGGAUUGCUACGCUCAGUUUAUGAAGACCACACCUGGCUAGAACGACUUGGUAACUGCUGUCUCAGGGACUGGCUGCUACUCUGUGUGUGUCCUGAUGAAGCCCCCGCCCACCACCACCACACACAUCCACACGAGCAGCUGGAUAACAUGGCUCACAGCAUCGGCAAAUGAACACUCGGUGAACUCUGACACGCUGCAGACCAGCGCCGCUUCCACCUGUCAGGCCCAACCUCUCUUGACAAUGUCACAGAAAUUAAAAGCACCAACACUCUCCUUUCAAAGAUCUAAAUGAAUGCACCAGGGUUUCAGAAUGGGUGUGUUACAUGGGAGGUGGGGGAGGAAAGAGAUCCAAUGGAGAACUGGCCCCCUCAAAGGAGGAAAGCAUUAGCAACCUGUUGAAAACGCCCGACCCUUGCACUUUAAAAUGAAGUGUAGGCCAUGCCCUGUGAGGGCUGGAGGACUGCACCAUUGUCCCUUGUGAAGAUCCAGGAAUAAGGAUGAUGAGUGGCCUGCCGUCACACUGGCUGGCUGAGCUCUGGCAGGAUGCCACCUGCCCUGAGUCAGAAAAGUCCCAGCACAAUACUACAGCACCAGGCUCCAGCACCACACAGCACAGCACCGCACCGCACAGCACGCCGGCUCUUCACAGCUUGGGUUCAACUUCUUGUUUUCAAAGAUACAGUAGCCCUUUUUCAUUAUCGACAAACUUUGGGGCGAUUUUUUUAAAAAAAUGCCACUAAGCUUCCUUCAGCCCAGUACUCACUGGCUUUAUCAAAGAGAUGGGAAGGGCUCCUAAGGAGCCUCUCGCUCCUGCUCCAGCGUGAGGUGCUGCCUAGCGAACCAGGACGCCAUAUGACUUGAUAAAUAACGGACAGAGAGUUUUCAGUGUGGAGACUAGCAAGCUUGAAGCUGUCUACUUCCAACCUGGUUUCGGGGAUAUCUAACACCAGCAUCUCCAGGCCGGGCCCCCAGAUGUCUACAGCUUCUCCCAUUCCACAGAGGGGAACGGGGUGGUCCCAAAGGCUCCCCGGCCCGUGGGAAGGAGGGAUAGACCAGGGCUACGUGCUAACCUUGGUUGUGGGGGGCAGAUGGCUGGGAGAACCUACAGCUCCCAGGAGGCUAGGCUCACCCAGCAGGAAGCACCGACUGCCGUUCCUGCCCAUCUGUAACCAUUUCUAUUGUUGCUUUUAAAAAACCCAAUAAAUACACAUUUUAAAUGGAA
Molecule: messenger RNA, 1850 nt
Organism: Onychomys torridus (southern grasshopper mouse)
Lineage: Eukaryota; Metazoa; Chordata; Mammalia; Rodentia; Cricetidae
Gene: Bola3
Product: bolA family member 3
Exons: 4
Coding region: 206-511 (101 amino acids)
Source: RefSeq, a predicted model, not a curated record